Amaranthus tricolor (Joseph's coat) is the source of this 3572-nucleotide messenger RNA. Its product is annotated as protein ARABIDILLO 1-like. The transcript is spliced from 12 exons. The coding region runs from base 184 to 3006 and encodes 940 amino acids. Lineage: Eukaryota; Viridiplantae; Streptophyta; Magnoliopsida; Caryophyllales; Amaranthaceae. The record is from RefSeq and is a predicted model, not a curated record. Gene Ontology annotation, molecular function: protein binding.
UUGGAGGUGGUCAAUACACACAAAACCAUCUUCUCUUUUUGCCUUUGCAAUUGCAUCCCCUUGGCCCUUGCAUCACAUGUCCUCCCUUGUUCUCCCUUUCUUCUCUUGUUCACCAAUCACAUUGUUGUUGCUCAUUUAACCCUUCUAUCCCCACCUCUAAACCCAGAAAUUUUCAUCUUUAUUAUGAGCAGAAGGGUCCGUCGGAAAGUGGAAAAAAAGGGCAAAGAACAGCUCCUUCUUCCUAACUACUCUGAGUUAAUCACAGAUGACAACGAUGAUGAUUUAGUUCAUUCAUUCAUCCCCACUUCUCCCAAUUCAAUUUCAUCAAUACCCAUAAACCCAAUUAAUGAUUCCAUUGAUUGGACUACUCUACCUGAUGAUACGGUUAUCCAGCUUUUUUCUCUUCUUAAUUAUAGGGACCGUGCAAGUUUAGCAUCUUCGUGUAAAACUUGGCGUAAUUUGGGGUCUACCCCUUGCUUAUGGGAGUCUUUAGACCUCCGUGCACAUCGCUGUGAUGCUGCGAUGGCUGCUUCAUUGUCUUCCCGGUGUUUUAACCUUCGCCGCCUCCGGUUUUUGGGGGCGGAAUUUGGGGAUGCACUCAUUUAUCUUAAAGCUAAGAACUUGAGGGAAUUAGCUGGUGAUUAUUGGAGGAAUAUGACUGAUGCAACACUUUCAGUGAUUGCUGCUAGACAUGAGAUGCUUGAGAGUAUUCAAUUGGGUCCAGAUUUUUGUGAAAGAAUCACCAGUGAUGCGAUCCGGGCAGUUGCCAUAUGCUGCCCGAGGUUAAGGAGGUUAGUUUUAUCUGGGGUAAGAGAAAUUGAUGCUGAUGCUCUUAAUGCUCUUGCAAAAAAUUGUGUAAAUUUAUGUGAAAUUGGGUUUUUAGAUUGUUUGAAAGUUGAUGAGACUGCAUUAGGUGGUAUGAGCUCAAUUAGAUUUCUUUCUGUUGCUGGGACUUCUAAUUUGAAGUGGGGUUUAGUGUCUCAUCUUUGGAGUAAAUUGCCAAAUUUAGUUGGGUUAGAUGUUUCAAGGACGGAUAUUGGUCCUACUGCAAUUUCCAGGAUGUUGCUAUCUUGUAAGAGUAUGAGGGUGUUGUGUGCAUUGAAUUGUACAAAUGUUGAGGAAGAUGCUAACUUUGUGAUGAGUUGUAAUGGGAGUAAAGAUAAAUUGGUGUUAUCUCUUUUUAGUGAUAUUUGUAAAGGGGUAGGUUCAUUAUUCGCCGAUAAUUCAAUGGAAGGGAGGAAUGUGUUUUUGGAUUGGAGGGAUACUAAGAGUAAGGAGAAGAAGUUGUAUGAGAUUAUGAUUUGGUUGGAAUGGGUUCUUUCAUAUUCACUCUUGCGGAUUGCGGAGAGUAAUCCUUCUGGUUUGGAUAAUUUUUGGGUCAGUCAGGGUGCUACAUUGUUGCUUAGUCUGAUGCAGAGUUCACAGGAGGAUGUGCAGGAAAGGUCAGCUACUGGACUUGCUACUUUUGUUGUUAUUGAUGAUGAAAAUACCAGCAUUGAUGGUCAAAGAGCGGAAGCAGUCAUGCGAGGUGGGGGUGUGCAGCUUCUCCUCAAGCUUGCCAGCUCGUGGCGGGAAGGAUUGCAGGCAGAGUCUGCCAAGGCUAUAGCAAAUUUGUCAGUGAAUCCUAAUGUUGCAAAAGCUGUGGCUGACGAAGGAGGCAUCACCAUCCUUGCAAAGUUGGCGAGAUCCAUGAACAGGCUAGUAGCUGAGGAGGCUGCUGGUGGACUUUGGAAUUUAUCUGUUGGAGAAGAGCACAAGGGUGCCAUUGCAGAGGCAGGAGGUGUUAAAGCUUUAGUUGAUCUAAUCUUCAAAUGGUCAACUGGUGGUGAUGGAGUUCUGGAACGGGCAGCUGGUGCUUUGGCUAAUUUGGCAGCUGAUGACAAUUGUAGCAUGGAGGUUGCACUUGCUGGUGGUGUACAUGCGCUAGUGAUGCUUGCGCGCAACUGCAAGUUUGAGGGUGUGCAAGAGCAGGCUGCUCGAGCCUUGGCAAACUUGGCAGCUCAUGGAGACAGCAACAACAACAAUUCAGCUGUAGGACAGGAGGCUGGUGCACUUGAAGCUUUGGUCCAAUUAACACAUUCUCCUCAUGAAGGCGUUAGGCAAGAAGCUGCUGGUGCAUUGUGGAAUUUAUCAUUUGAUGAUCGAAAUCGGGAAGCAAUUGCUGCUGCUGGUGGCGUUGAGGCAUUGGUUGCUCUUGCACAGUCUUGCGCUAAUGCUUCUCCAGGUCUUCAGGAGAGGGCUGCUGGUGCAUUAUGGGGCCUUUCAGUGUCAGAGGCAAAUAGUAUUGCUAUCGGACGAGAAGGAGGUGUUGCGCCUCUUAUUUCAUUGGCAUGUUCUGAAGCAGAAGAUGUUCAUGAAACGGCCGCUGGAGCUCUUUGGAACCUUGCCUUCAACCCUGGCAAUGCGCUGCGGAUUGUAGAAGAAGGUGGAGUCCCUGCCCUUGUUCAUCUUUGUUCCUCUUCUGUGUCGAAGAUGGCAAGGUUCAUGGCUGCAUUGGCUUUGGCUUAUAUGUUUGAUGGAAGAAUUGAUGAAGUCACUUUGGUUGGAACCUCAUCAGAUGGUAUGUCAAAGUGCAUUAGCUUGGAUGGGGCUAGAAGAAUGGCUUUGAAACACAUUGAAGCAUUUGUGCUCACUUUUUCGGAUCCUCAAGCAUUUGCAACAGCUGCUGCAUCAUCAGCUCCUACAGCAUUAGCACAAGUAACAGAAGCAGCUCGAAUUCAGGAAGCUGGACAUCUUAGAUGCAGUGGCGCUGAAAUCGGGAGAUUUGUGGCUAUGCUACGUAAUUCGUCUUCAAUACUGAAGGCUUGUGCCGCGUUUGCUCUUCUACAGUUCACAAUACCUGGUGGACGUCAUGCUUUGCACCAUGCAAACCUCCUGCAGAACGCAGGAGCUCCUAGAGUACUACGUGCAGCUGCCGCAGCAGCUACUGCUCCUCUCGAAGCAAAAAUUUUCGCAAGAAUAGUUCUUCGGAACCUUGAACAUCAUUUGGUAGAAAUUUCAAUUUAAAAAGUGAAGACCGUAGAAUUUUUCGUACCUCUUUAAAGCCUACCGACUCCUUUUCCUUGAAAAGGAUUAUCCUCGUACUUCCAUAAUGCCAGGACUAUAUCUGAUCAUUACCAGAAAACGGUAUUGGAGAAGGAUAAUCCAGAGACAGGAAGUUGAAGCAAGCAGUGAUAUUUUCUUCCCCUGAUCGGGAUCCGAGAGCCCUCUGCUGUUACACAAAGAUAUCAAAAGGGUCAUUUGUAUAAAGGUCAUUCUGCUAGCGGUGAUUCGAAGGCAAAGCACCAUUUUUCGUUGGCCCCAUUUCGUGAUUUGGGGGUCACUGGUCAUGUACUCAUUGUGACUAUAUAAUUUUAUGUUUGUGUUGUUGAGACUACUGUUGAGUAUUCUUGGAACAUGUAAAAAUAAGGGCGCAGUUGCUUUGUGACUGUAACUUAUUAUUCAUCCAUUAACAAAUGUUUUUGUUUUUUACAAUUAGUUGAAAAGCUUGUGAAAUUUGGCGUAUUUUUGGACCAUUAUAUAAGAACCCUUUUGUGGAUACUCUAUUUAAUAUUGCUACUUUUUGUAAGUUA